UGCAACAUCCUCAGGCCAUACGCUCGCUCAACUUAUUUUGCUGGGCGCUCUGAAGCUCGAAAGGAGGACAAGAGUCAAGUGCAUUCUUUCUGGGUCAGUAUAAAUAACUGGCCUCCUGGGCCGGGAAGAGCAGCCAACAGGAGUAAAAGGAAGCUGGGUCUUCUUCAGGAGAGACACUGCCAACAGAGUAAAGGCUCCGAUUUGGCAUCUUAGGAACGGAAGAAGGGGGCGGAGGCCCUCUGGGGCUUUUGUGCAGAGUGGGCCGGCCUGCAAGGCUGGCACUCCGCAGACGCUGGCAGAACGUGGUGGAGGGAAGCUCGGGGGCCACCGCUGAGCGCCGGGGUGCCUGGUAGACACCGACGGGCAGUGCCCACACGUGAGCGCUACUCCGAGUCCGCGCGAAGAUUUCAUCCUGAUGGCUGCCUCCAAACCACAUACUGCUCUGAAUGGGGAUCCCAUGGCUGUGGAGGCCUUGCUCCGGGACGUGUUUGGGAUUGUUGUAGAUGAGGCCAUUCGGAAAGGGACCAGUGCCUCAGAGAAGGUCUGCGAAUGGAAGGAGCCUGAGGAGCUCAGGCAGCUGCUGGAUUUGGAGCUGCAGAGCCAGGGAGAGUCUCAGGAACAGAUUCUGGAACGCUGCCGGACAGUGAUUCACUACAGUGUCAAGACUGGUCACCCCCGGUUCUUCAACCAGCUCUUCUCAGGUUUAGAUCCCCAUGCUCUGGCUGGGCGCAUCAUCACGGAGAGCCUCAACACCAGCCCGUACACGUAUGAGAUUGCCCCUGUGUUUGUACUUAUGGAAGAGGAGGUGCUGAAGAAACUCCGUGCCUUGGUGGGCUGGAACUCCGGGGAUGGGGUCUUCUGCCCCGGGGGCUCCAUCUCGAAUAUGUAUGCCUUGAACCUGGCCCGCUAUCAGCGCUACCCAGACUGCAAGCAGAGAGGGCUCCGGGCACUGCCACCUUUGGCCCUCUUCACAUCAAAGGAGUGUCACUACUCCGUCAGUAAGGGAGCCGCUUUUCUCGGACUUGGCACUGACAGUGUCCGAGUGGUCAAGGCUGAUGAGAGAGGGAAAAUGGACCCUGAGGACCUGGAGAGGCAGAUCAGUCUGGCCGAGGCUGAGGGCUCUGUACCAUUUCUGGUCAGUGCCACCUCUGGUACCACCGUGCUGGGGGCCUUUGACCCCCUGGAUGCCAUUGCUGAUCUUUGCCAACGUCACGGAUUGUGGUUCCAUGUGGAUGCUGCCUGGGGUGGGAGCGUUCUGCUGUCUCGGACACACAGGCAUCUCCUGGAUGGGAUCCAGAGGGCUGACUCUGUGGCUUGGAACCCUCACAAGCUUCUCGGCGCAGGGCUGCAGUGUUCUGCUCUUCUGCUCCGGGACACCUCGAACCUGCUCAGGCGUUGCCACGGGUCCCAGGCCAGCUACCUCUUCCAGCAGGACAAGUUCUAUGAUGUGGCUCUGGACACUGGAGACAAGGUGGUGCAGUGUGGCCGCCAUGUGGACUGUUUAAAGCUGUGGCUCAUGUGGAAGGCGCAAGGGGAGCGAGGGCUGGAGCAGCGCAUCGACCAGGCCUUUGCGCUCAGCCGGUACCUGGUGGAGGAGAUAAAAAAGCGGGAAGGAUUUGAGUUGGUCAUGGAGCCUGAGUUUGUCAAUGUGUGCUUCUGGUUUGUGCCUCCCAGCCUGCGGAGGCAGAAGGAGAGUCCAGAUUACGCUGAAAGGCUGUCUCAGGUGGCGCCUGUGCUCAAGGAACGCAUGGUGAAGAAGGGCUCCAUGAUGAUUGGCUACCAGCCCCAUGGGACCCGGGCCAACUUCUUCCGAAUGGUGGUGGCCAACCCCACACUGACCCGGGCCGAUAUAGACUUCCUUCUGUGCGAGCUUGAGCGUCUGGGCCAGGACCUGUGAGCUGCUCCCUCUCUCCGCCUCACCCCCUCACCCGAUCGCUGGUGGCCUCCUGGGUUCUCAAAAGGAAGCUUUGUAGGAAACAGUGGCCUUGACUGUGUGUGCUUCCCCACACUAACCCUUCUAGUGAAGCCUUUGCCGCUAGGGGGGAGUUUAAAUACACCGCAGUAUGUUUUUAUGAAAUACGUGUGGCGGCAGAUGCUUUUAACCCCAGCAGAGACAGAGGCAGAGGCAGUGACAGGAGGAUCUCUGAGGUCACGGCCACCCUGCUCUACAGAGUGAGCUCCAGGACAGCCAGGGAUGCACAGAGAGAGCCUGUCUCAAGCAAACAAACGAAAUAUUCUUUCAUUAAAAUUAUGUUUACAAAGAAUUUUUAUUAAUAUGAGGGAAAUGGUAUAUUGAAAAGCUAGAUAUGAAUUUAUAUAAUCGUGAUUCUGAGUUUUGCUAAAAGCACGUGUACAGGAAAAGGCUGAUGCGUGGCACUGUGAAGGCCAGUGGUUUCCCUGCGGUGGGGUAGUGGGCAGUUUCCAGUCAAACCUCUUAGACCUUGUGUGCUUCCUCGUUUUAUUAUGCAACAGAUUACAUACUUUUGAAACAACAAUAAAAAUGAAGCUUCAAUUGUA
Messenger RNA from Alexandromys fortis (reed vole), 2517 nucleotides. RefSeq names its product cysteine sulfinic acid decarboxylase (gene Csad). Gene Ontology annotation, molecular function: pyridoxal phosphate binding; sulfinoalanine decarboxylase activity. The record is from RefSeq and is a predicted model, not a curated record. NCBI's taxonomy places the organism in Eukaryota, Metazoa, Chordata, Mammalia, Rodentia, Cricetidae. The transcript has 15 exons. Gene Ontology annotation, biological process: taurine biosynthetic process; carboxylic acid metabolic process. Gene Ontology annotation, cellular component: cytoplasm. The coding region runs from base 416 to 1897 and encodes 493 amino acids.